CAAGAGGCCAAGGCCACAAGCUGCUCAGCUUAGGCCAGCCUACAAGUCUGCUCCUCACUCCUCCUGUGCUGGCUCCAGGCUCCAUGGCGCUCUGGUUGACUCUGGUCAUUGCUCUCACCUGCUUUGGUGGCCUCGCCUCCCCAGGCCCUGUGCCUCCCCACUCUACAGCCCUCAAGGAGCUCAUUGAAGAGCUGGUCAAUAUCACCCAGAACCAGAAGACACCCCUAUGCAACGGCAGCAUGGUGUGGAGCGUCAACCUGACCACCAGCAUGCAGUACUGUGCCGCCCUGGAAUCCCUCAUCAACAUCUCCGACUGCAGCGCCAUCCAAAAGACCCAGAGGAUGCUGAGCGCCCUCUGUUCUCACAAGCCCCCAAGCAAGCAAGUUCCUGGCAAGCACAACCGAGACACCAAAAUUGAAGUGGCCCAGUUCGUAAAAGACUUGCUCAAACAUUUAAGGAUGAUUUUUCGCCACGGGUAGUUCAGAUGAAGCAUGAAAAACGAGCACUGAUCUUUGCAGAGGCAGCCCUUUACCAUCUAAGAUGCGGAUUCAUUUUUCUUCCAGAUGUCAGGAACUCACUGGGGAGAAGGGAGAGGGGGUUAGGGUGUGGGGGGGAAAGAUUUCCUUAGCUUAGACUUGAGCCUGUGCUGUCUGCCUUGAGCCUAGCCGACCCCAGCUGCCCUGUGCCUUGGUGCCCAGGGCUCAGCUUGGGGGCCUCCUCCAUCCGGGGCUCUGCGCUCAGGGGACGAGGAUGGCAUCGCCCCGCAUGACCUCUCCUUGCCAGACAUGGUGAGGAGGCAUCGGCUUGACACGGGGGCAACUGAGGCAGAGAGCAGCCAGGCAC
Messenger RNA from Phacochoerus africanus (Common warthog), 843 nucleotides. It is a transcript of the gene IL13, whose product is annotated as interleukin 13. Gene Ontology annotation, molecular function: cytokine receptor binding. The transcript has 4 exons. Gene Ontology annotation, biological process: immune response. Gene Ontology annotation, cellular component: extracellular region. The coding region runs from base 84 to 479 and encodes 131 amino acids. Lineage: Eukaryota; Metazoa; Chordata; Mammalia; Artiodactyla; Suidae. The record is from RefSeq and is a predicted model, not a curated record.